Sander lucioperca (pikeperch) is the source of this 2158-nucleotide messenger RNA. It is a transcript of the gene gnai2b, whose product is annotated as guanine nucleotide binding protein (G protein), alpha inhibiting activity polypeptide 2b. Gene Ontology annotation, molecular function: GTPase activity; G-protein beta/gamma-subunit complex binding; GTP binding. Lineage: Eukaryota; Metazoa; Chordata; Actinopteri; Perciformes; Percidae. Gene Ontology annotation, cellular component: heterotrimeric G-protein complex. The record is from RefSeq and is a predicted model, not a curated record. The coding region runs from base 676 to 1743 and encodes 355 amino acids. The transcript has 9 exons. Gene Ontology annotation, biological process: adenylate cyclase-modulating G protein-coupled receptor signaling pathway; gamma-aminobutyric acid signaling pathway.
GUUUGGUGUCUGAGAGGCUGCGUCCAUGUGAAAUGCAGAGGAAUGAUGCUGCCUGGCACAGCGCCCACUCCAGUCUGCACACCACACUGCUAAAAUCACGCCUCACUGGCUUCCCCUCUAAUUGGUUCCACACAAGCUACCGUGGAGAGCUCACCUGUUUUAAUUGGACUACUAUCGCGACAGGUUGUCCGAGUGACGUCGAUGCGACUGGUCGACCACUUACAAUUGUCAGAGGGAUAUCGGAUAACAACCCAAAUUGAUCACCGAAAAGGACUGCAGCAGUCGCGCGACCAAGGGACGUGCUGCUCACCAGGCCGACAGUCUGCGGCGGAGCAGCGAGCACAGGCAAAUCAGCCUGUGAAUGCUUGCAGGACAGAAGGCUGUGCGCGUUUCGACAUGGGCCAGCGGUGGUAAACAGCCUGGUGUAAUAAACCAAAGAUUUGGUUGCAUCUGCUUCAUAUUUGAGCUCCUACGUGAACAGGAGAACAGGGACAUUGACUUACUUUAAGCGUGGGUAAAAACUCUGGAAUCAGCUGCUUUCCUCUCUAGAAGGCAGUGCUGGACGCGGGAGCUGCUCCAACGUUAUUCGUUGCAUCGGCUUGCAGGCUGAGACCAUCAGCAUUGAAGCCUUCAUUUUUUUGCGCAAGUGGACGGUGCGCCCCUGCGUUUGGAGCCAUGGGUUGUACGGUGAGCGCCGAGGAUAAGGCUGCCGCGGAGAGGUCAAAGAUGAUUGACAAAAACCUCCGAGAGGACGGAGAGAAGGCAGCCAGAGAAGUGAAGCUGCUUUUAUUAGGCGCUGGGGAAUCUGGGAAGAGCACCAUUGUAAAGCAGAUGAAGAUCAUCCAUGAAGAUGGCUACUCAGAAGAUGAGUGCAAGCAGUACCGAGCAGUGGUUUAUAGUAACACCAUCCAGUCUAUUAUGGCCAUUGUUAAAGCCAUGGCCAGUCUCAAGAUAGACUACAGCAACCCUGGCAGAUUGGACGAUGCCCAGCAGCUCUUCGCCCUGUCUGCAGCUGCUGAAGAACAGGGCAUCUUUCCUGAUGAUCUGUCCAACGUGAUGAGGCGUUUGUGGGGUGACAGAGGCAUACAGAGUUGCUUUGCACGGUCGCGAGAGUACCAACUCAACGAUUCUGCAGCAUAUUACCUGAAUGACCUGGAGAGGAUAGCUAAAGCAGAUUACAUUCCCACCCAGCAAGAUGUGCUGCGGACUCGGGUCAAGACCACUGGCAUUGUGGAGACUCACUUCACCUUCAAGGAACUGCACUUCAAAAUGUUUGAUGUGGGAGGCCAACGCUCAGAGAGAAAGAAGUGGAUCCACUGUUUCGAAGGAGUCACAGCCAUUAUUUUUUGUGUUGCACUGAGUGCUUAUGACCUGGUGCUGGCUGAGGAUGAGGAGAUGAAUCGAAUGCAUGAGAGCAUGAAGCUGUUUGACUCCAUCUGCAACAACAAAUGGUUCACUGAGACCUCCAUCAUCCUCUUCCUGAACAAGAAGGAUCUCUUUGAGGAGAAGAUUACUCGCAGCCCUCUUACCAUCUGCUACCCAGAAUACACAGGAGCCAACAAGUUUGAUGAAGCUGCCAGUUACAUUCAGACUAAGUUUGAGGACCUGAACAAGAAAAAGGACACAAAGGAGAUCUACACUCACUUCACCUGUGCCACUGACACCAAGAACGUGCAGUUUGUCUUUGACGCCGUCACUGACGUCAUUAUUAAGAACAACCUGAAGGACUGUGGUCUUUUCUAAAGAGCGAUUCCCGACGCACACAGACUGCAUGAGAGACUGCAAGAGCCAUGUGAUUAUUACUGCUUUUCAUAAUGAAAACCAUAACAGACUUGAUUCCUAGAGGGGAACCUUAAAGAACAUCAACAAUCACUGAUUUGCAACCAUUACAUUCUCUGUCAAUUGUGUUAAUAUUUUUGUUUGAAAUAUAUGUCUUACUGCUCUUGAUCAGGGGUUCUCAUACUAUUCAUACUGAGUGCCUGCAAAUAUAUAUUUGAUCAAGGACCCCCUUUUCGGUUUUCAAAUUAGAUUUGUAACCUUAAUUAUAUUAUCCGACUGGUUUAAAGCUUUAGUGCGUAACUUUUUGAUAUUAAUAAACAUCCGUUACAUUCAAGCCAUUGCCAAAUGAGCUGCUACAAGGCUAAUUAAGACUAUCAGC